This is a messenger RNA of Fusarium odoratissimum NRRL 54006, 519 nucleotides long. RefSeq lists its product as uncharacterized. The coding region runs from base 164 to 394 and encodes 76 amino acids. Gene Ontology annotation, biological process: mitochondrial respiratory chain complex IV assembly. The transcript has 4 exons. Gene Ontology annotation, cellular component: mitochondrial intermembrane space. NCBI's taxonomy places the organism in Eukaryota, Fungi, Ascomycota, Sordariomycetes, Hypocreales, Nectriaceae. The record is from RefSeq and is a predicted model, not a curated record.
GGCUGGUUCUGGUGAUAUCAAAGUUGUACGUGUAGUCUUGUCACUUGACUUUUGUUGGAUCUCGCCUCAGCCAAAUGUCCGCCUCGAACCACCUUUAACCUUUUUCAACGAUAACACACAAGACUCAAUCACCACAAUUUUCGACAAGAGAUCAACCGAAAUUAUGACAAAAGAAGAGAGUAACGCUCAGCAGAGCACACAAGAAGACGACGAUGAGCCUGAUGAAUGGGACAAGCGGAUCUUUAGCACUGGAUGCGCGGAUGAGAACGCAAAAAUGACGGAUUGCUACUUUGAAAAGAAGGAUUGGCGCGCAUGUGCUGCAGAAAUGGAGCAAUUCAAACAGUGCUGGAAGGCUCAUAACAACGACCAACGCACAGAGACCAAGGACAAUUGAAGUCGCAUUCGGGGACAUGUAACCGCAUAAUACUGUACUAUUACUGUAUAAAAUGUAAUAUACCAAGACCAGGCUCUCCUUUCCAGUCGAUUAGGAAACUAUGACUUCCAAAUGCGUUCACUCAA